AUGCCUCGCCGCACUUCUGCUCGCCUUACAUCCUCUGUCACUCCACAAGCACCUUCAGUCUCUUUUCAACUUCCUGCCUCCGAUGCAGAUCCCAAUAUCCUUCAACUCAGGCGACACUGGAAAUGGGCUGCUUUCAGCCAGUUCUUCUUCACAUUUAAUACUCUCUUUGCCAUGAAUGACGUGACCUUGAUCGACAUCGAAAAUGACCUCGCAUACUCUACCAACCGUGUUUUGUCUCGCAUCAUGACAAGAUUGCUCGUCACGUUAACGCAGGACAGAAAAAUAUCCGCUGAUAACUGGCAAACUGCUUUACGAAAGCAAUAUAUAAGACGGGACCCAGAUGUAAAUCCCAUAGGACCAAUUCAGCAAAUAUACACCAAUGUCGCAGAGUCCUCGCGCGCAUCCACAGUUCCCCCAUACCCAUCUGAAACCGGAGAACAGUUGGCCCAAGAGCAGGCAAAUAAAAGCAUGGUGCACGAAGACGGAGCGUCUGCUGACGGCGAUGCUGUCCCAGACGAUUCAGCAGAUGCGGUCGAGGUCAAGUCAGAGGAAACUAAGAUCGACGAAUCGAAAGAUGAAGUCGCUGGGUCUUCCUCAGAGGCCUUACAGGACUCCGAGCAGCUACAGCAGCAGAUUGAUUGGCUCGACCUUCCUACAGUGAAGAAACUGGAGUCCUUACACACUCUUAUGGAAUGGCAAUUCCAUAACCCUAAUCGUCUACGUACUCAGAUGAAAGAUGACGACGAGAAUGCCGAAUGGCAUAUAGAGCCAAUAGGAUAUGACGCCAAGAGUAAUGCCUACUGGCUCAUAGGUGCCGACCGUUUGUGGAUUCAACGUGAACCUCCACGUCAGACACUCAAACGCAAGCGGCACACAAACCCUAACGCAUCGAAAUCCAGUGGCAAAAAGUCUUUCAACAAACGCCAGCGAGUCGACACAGAACCAGAACCCACACCUCCACCCACAACACCUGCCAGAGCAUCCCGUCGGCACAACCAAGCACAGGCCCAAAACUCGAGCCCGUCCGGUUCGCGCGGUACUCGCGCCGCUAAAUCACGUGCGAAUCAGAAGCUUGAUGCUCAGGCAAAGGACCUCGCUGAAUUCCAGCGCCAGAUGGCUCGGAGCAAGUCUACUAGUGCCAGACCUCUGACUCCACGCCGGCCUUCCGGGAUCCGCGUGAGUGCGCGGCUGCGCGGAAACUUGGCAGACGACGAGUGGCAAGAGGUGCCAGACGAAUGGCUUUCUCCUAGCGCGCAUGAUGGAACAGAGGGAGAGGAGAAGACGCCACCUAAAGCUAAGGCGAGGCUGAAAACGGGGCUUGAGAGCGAUGAUGACUCGGUCAGCGAUCUCACGGAGCUUAGCGAAGACGAUGAUACAAAUGAGGGGGACGCCCAAGAAGAAGCCGAUGCAGAAGAGGAUGAAGAACCAGACGUUAAAGAUGAAGAAUCUGAAGCGGAAUCCGUACCGGUUCCCGAUAAACCAAAUGGCAAGAUUGAUGUUGAUGAAGAAGACAAUGAGAUUCCAUCUCUUCCCGAAGGUUUUAUGGAAUGGGAGACGAUCUGUAUCACUCUCGAAGAGUGGGAGCACUUCCCCGAGCAAUUUGAGAAAGCCACCCACUAUGCUGAGAAGUCGCUGUAUAAGGUAUUGACGCAAACCAUCGUCCCGGUAAUAACCGCCGAGCUGAGGGAGGUGGAGAAGAAGAAGCGCAAAGAAGAAGCGGUCGUACAUCGCAAGCGCUCAUCUCGUAUUGCUAUCAAGGAAAGUGAGAAGGAGCAAGAAUUACUUGCUGCUAAGAAGCGCGCAGAGGAAGAUGAGAAGAUGAGUCGAGCUCGGAGGGCUGAAACGCGUCGACAGAAAGAGGAAGCGGACAGGAUUAAGAGGGAGAAUGCUAGAGAGCAACGCAGGAAGGAGCGAGAAACCAAGCAAGCUGGAGAGCUUGAAGCUGACACCAGGUAUGAAUACUUUGCGCAUACCUUGUGUAUUCUAAACGCCUUGCUAGCGCUAACGCGCCUAUCGAUGUCGUGCGUCAAGAACCUUCCUCAUCUGCCAUACCGCAUGGUCAGAUGGGCAAGCGCUGCUAGCAGUGGAUCGCGGACACCAGCCGAAGACUGGGAGCUGGAUUGCGAGGUCUGCGGUAGACAAGGGAUUAACCGGGAUGACGGCGUUCCGAUCAUGUGUUGUGGUCGAUGUUUGAAGUGGCAGCAUAUUGGGUGCCAUGACCAACGUGACGUCACUGCAGGUCGCCCGAAACGUAACUGGGAUGCCGAGGACUUCAUCUGCAGAAGAUGUCGCUUGUCGGGUUCUAGGGCUUCUUCGUUUAGCAGUAGCCAAUUGCCCACACCAACCGAUCUGAAAGCGGUGUACGGUUCAGUCGGAACGCAGCCCUACUAUAGCGGCCAGCAGAAUUACUCCCAUGACCGUUAUCCCAACGGAAGCUACUACACUGCCGGCGCGACAAGUGGGAGAUACAGCUACGAACACCAAUCUGACAUAAGGUCAUCUGGCAUGCCUUCUCAGUCUUAUACUCAAGCUCCCCGUACUCCUGGCGUCACUUUUGCUCACUAUCAGCCGCAGCAAGGAGGAUUUUCGACAUCACGUCCAUCUUACUCCAUUCAAGAGCCUGUUCCCAUAACCCAGCAGACUCGUUAUCCGCAGCCUACAUCUCCAGUCACUGGAGUGAGUCAAUACCCCGGGUCCUUCCAGGUGACUUGA
Messenger RNA from Suillus plorans, 2712 nucleotides. RefSeq lists its product as uncharacterized. The coding region runs from base 1 to 2712 and encodes 903 amino acids. The transcript is spliced from 9 exons. The record is from RefSeq and is a predicted model, not a curated record. Gene Ontology annotation, biological process: regulation of DNA-templated transcription. NCBI's taxonomy places the organism in Eukaryota, Fungi, Basidiomycota, Agaricomycetes, Boletales, Suillaceae. Gene Ontology annotation, cellular component: RSF complex.